Molecule: messenger RNA, 768 nt
Organism: Chaetomium globosum CBS 148.51
Lineage: Eukaryota; Fungi; Ascomycota; Sordariomycetes; Sordariales; Chaetomiaceae
Product: arginase
Exons: 1
Coding region: 1-768 (255 amino acids)
Cellular component (GO): cytoplasm; nucleus; cytosol
Molecular function (GO): arginase activity; manganese ion binding
Source: RefSeq, a predicted model, not a curated record
AUGUCUCCCUCCCGCGUCAGCGACCACAGCGAGGACCCGCUCGCGACUCAGGCCUCCACCAAAUCCACCCUGCGCUGCUUCGGCAAGAUGAACACCUCCAUGAUCGAGUCCAAGUUCCUCAGCCACCCAGAAGAUCUCGGCAUCGUCGCCGUCGGCUUCUCGGGCGGGCAGGGCAAGCCGGGGGUGGACGCGGCGCCCACGGCGCUGAUCGAGUCGGGCCUGCUGACGCAGCUGCGCGACGAGCUGGGCUACAACCUGCACGGGCACGACGCCGUGCACCUGUACCCGGACCUGGUGGCCACCUCGGCCGACCAGGACCCGCCCCACCGCGGCAUGAAGAACCCGCGCUCCGUCUCCGCCGUCACCCGCCGCAUCGCCGACCAGGUCUACUCGCACGCCCGCGAGGGCCGUCUCGUCCUCACCCUCGGCGGCGACCACAGCAUCGCCAUCGGCACCAUCGCCGGCAGCGCAAAGGCCGUGCGUGAACGGCUCGGUAGGGACAUUGCCGUCAUCUGGGUCGAUGCGCACGCCGACAUCAACACCCCCGAGACCAGCGACAGCGGGAAUGUCCACGGUAUGCCGGUGAGCUUCCUGACGGGGCUCGCGCGGGAGGAGAAGGAGGAAUUCUUCGGGUGGCUGAAGGACGAGCACCGGAUCAGCGUGAAGAAGCUGGUGUACAUCGGGCUGCGCGACGUCGAUGCCGGGGAGAAGAAGAUCCUGCGGGAGAACGGGAUCAAGGCCUUCAGCAUGUUUGACAUUGACAGGUGA